This is a messenger RNA of Mya arenaria, 3384 nucleotides long. RefSeq names its product ubiquitin carboxyl-terminal hydrolase 30-like. Gene Ontology annotation, cellular component: nucleus; cytosol. The record is from RefSeq and is a predicted model, not a curated record. The transcript has 8 exons. The coding region runs from base 43 to 1479 and encodes 478 amino acids. Gene Ontology annotation, biological process: protein deubiquitination. Lineage: Eukaryota; Metazoa; Mollusca; Bivalvia; Myida; Myidae. Gene Ontology annotation, molecular function: cysteine-type endopeptidase activity; cysteine-type deubiquitinase activity.
CUCAGACGUCCUUGACCUUUAUUGUUUUGACAGAAUGAGGCAAUGUUUGACAAAAAUUUGCUUCUAAUUUGUGGUGUGUCUACAGCCGUAGCUGCAGCAGUUUAUGUCUUUUGGGGACCGUCACAGAGAAAAAAAAAUAAAGCGCUAUGCAAGGGACUGGAGAACCUUGGGAAUACAUGCUUCAUGAACGUGAUCCUGCAGUCGUGGGCGGCCACCCCGGCUGUUGUUAGCUGGCUCACAGACUUUAUGGAAAAACACAGAGGCACUGUUGAGAGGCGAUGCCUCGCCCCUCCACUCCUACACUCCCUUAGAGUUAUCAACAAUGAGAUUGAGGACGUGGAUGACGUGCAUUCUCCUGCUGACAUCAUUGGUGCGCUGCGUUCACACCGCUGGAUCAUCUCCCAUGAUCAACAGGAUGCCCAUGAGUUGUUUAAUGUAUUCACAACAACACUAGAUGAGGAGAGUACACGGUUUCCAGCGGCCCCCUCGUUAUUUGACCUUAAUGCUAUACAGCAGAAGGCUGGAAAAGUUGAGGGAGGGGGAGAGCCCGAAGAGGGUGCUCAUCCUGGGGGCCUGCUACAGGGCAGAGAGCAAGACAGCCCCUUCCGCAUGCUUAUCGCCAGCCAGAUGGAGUGUGUGGACUGCAAGUACCGACAUCCCGUCAGAUAUGACAUCAACAGCACUCUCUCCCUAGCAUUCCCGAAAUCUGCAUGGAAAUCAAUAAAACUAGAAGCACUUCUACAGAAGUUUAUAACAUCAGAGAUAGUACAGGAUGUGAAAUGUCCAGGUUGCAAGAAGAUUCAGUUGCAGAAACAGAAAGACCAUCCCGAUGUACAGGGAUACCUAGAUGAGAGCCCUAAAUCUUCCUGUCUCAAAAGGCUCACUAUUGGAAAGUUGCCGCAGUGCCUAUGUAUUCACAUGCAGCGCACACAGUGGCUGGAGAGUGGGAUCCCGCUGAAGAAGUAUGAGCAUGUUGUCUUCCCUGAGACCCUGCACCUCGACGACUAUGUAUACACCAAGUGUGAGUCCACCACUAGGAACGGCUUACUUGGAGGAAAAGCUCUUUUUGGUAACACUGUGGUGCCAUUACCCACAUCAUCUCCCGUCACCUCACCUACAUCGGGUCAUGUCACGUUGCUACGGGCGCUGAACUACGACUCCCGAAUCUCAUCCCACGGGCUCUUCCUCCAGUCAAUGCCCUCUAGUCCCAGAGCCCCUGCUGGCAGUGUGCACUCUGACAUCAACCAUAACAGUCCCAAGCCACAGGACUACACAUACAUACUCACAGCUGUGGUCGUCCAUCUGGGGGAUGUGUUUUCCGGACAUUUUGUGACUUACAGGAGAAGUUGUGUGAAGAAGCGUGGUGAAAAGUACAGUUCACAGUGGUUAUGUACAUCUGACCAUGCUGUCAAGGUGGUUCCAUUUGACGAAGUUCUCGCAGCAGAGGCAUACAUGCUAUUCUAUGAAAGACAUCAGUGAAUGGUUUUUAUGAAGCAUUAUAAUUAUAUCCUUUUUAGCUCACCUGUCACUUUGUGACAAGGUGAGCUUUUGUGAUCGCCUUUUGUCCGGCGUGCGUCGUCCGUCAACAAUUUACUUAAAAGACAUCUCCUCCUUAACCGCUGGGCCAAUAUUAAUAAAACUUAAUAGGGAUGUUCCUUGGGUGGUCUUCUAUCAAAGUUGUUCAAAGAAUUCAAUUCCAUGCAGAACUCUGGUUGCCAUGGCAACCAAAAGGAAAAACUUUAAAAAUCUUCUUCUCCCAAACCACAAGGCUUAGGCCGUUGAUAUAUGGUAGGUAGGAUCACCAAAUGGUCCUCUACCAAGAUUGUUCAAAUUAUGGCCCUUGGGUCAAAAUUGGCCCCGCCCCGGGGGGUCAUGGGUUUUCUCUAUAUGUUUAUAGUGAAAACUUAAAAAAUCUUCUCCUCUGAACUUACUUGGCCUAGAGCUUAGAUAUUUGUCAUGAUUCAUCGUCUAGUGGACCUCUACAAAGUUUGUUCAAAUUAUGGCCCUGGGGUCAAAAUUGGCCCCGCCCCGGGGGGUCAUGGGUAUACUUGAUAUGUUUAUAGUUAAAACUUCAAAAAUCUUCUCCUCUGAACUUACUUGGACUAGAGCUUAGAUAUUUGUCAUGAUUCAUCGUCUAGUGGACCUCUACAAAGAUUGUUCAAAUUAUGGCCCUGGGGUCAAAAUUGGCCCCGCCCCUGGGUGGUCAUGGGUUUUCUCUAUAUGUUUAUAGUAAAAAAAAUCAAAAAUCUCCUCUGAACUUAUGUUGCUUAGAGCUUAGAUAUUUGGCAUGAUUCAUCAUCUAGUGGACCUCUACAAAGUUUGUUCAAAUUAUGGCCUUGGGGUCAAAAUUGGCCCCGCCCCGGGGGGUUAGGGUAUUCUCUAUAUGUUUAUAGUUAAAACUUCAAAAAUCUUCUCCUCUGAACUUACUUGGACUAGAGCUUAGAUAUUUGGCAUGAUUCAUCGUCUAGUGGACCUCUACAAAGAUUGUUCAAAUUAUGGCCUUGGGGUCAAAAUUGGCCCUGCCCCCUUGGGGGGUCAUGGGGUUUCUCUAUAUGUUUAUAGUGAAAACUUCAAAAAUCAUCUCCUCUGAACUUACGUUGCUUAGAACUUAGAUAUUUGGCAUGAUUCAUCGUCUAGUGGAACUCUACAAAGUUUGUUCAAAUUAUGGCCUUGGGGUCAAAAUUGGCCACACCCCGGGGCUGAUGGGUUUUCUCUAUAUGUGUUAUAGUGAAAACUUAAAAAAUCUUCUCCGAACUCACAAAGACAAGUAACGUCUUAAUUUAAACUGGAUAACAUAUUUAGUACACAUACCAAUUUUCAAUAUGGGCCACAUACAACAAUUAAUAACAAAUAUACAUAUAUAGAUACACACGUAAAAUCAAGUAGUGACAAGAGCUUAGAUAUUUGGCAUGAUAUAUCAUCUAGUUGACUUGUACCAAUAUUGUUCAAUCUUUGGCCCUGGGGUCAAAAAAUGGCCCCACCCGGGCGGUCAUGGGUUUCCUUAUAUAUGUAUAUGAUGAAAACUUAAAAAAUCUUCUUCUCCGAAACCAAAAGGCGAAGGCCUUAGAUAUUUGGUAUGAAGCAUUGUUUAUCGGACCACUAUUAAGAUUGUUCAAACUUUAGCCCUGGGGUCAAAAUUGGCCACGCCCCGUGUUCAUAGGCUUAGGUUUUCAAUAUUUGUAUAUAAUGGAAGAAUGUGCAAUAUAUGACAGGUGAGCGAUUCAGGGCCAUUUGGCCCUCUUGUUUGUUUUUGUUUGUCUCAUUAUGAAGUUGAACAAAUCAAAGCCACUGUGCCAUGUAAACCCUUCCAGCCUUUUUUCACUUAAAUUGUUGCCAUUGGUUUGACUGGCUUUGUGAAAAUCAUGAAUAAAAUUUGUUAAUACA